Molecule: messenger RNA, 1578 nt
Organism: Symbiodinium sp. CCMP2592
Lineage: Eukaryota; Dinophyceae; Suessiales; Symbiodiniaceae
Source: the annotation of a GenBank genome assembly
AUGCUGGUGCUCGGACUUACCAUCUCGCAGCUCUCUGCUGGCCACUUGAAUGCCGGCGCGUAUGCCCUCUACGGCCGCGUGGUCGGUGUGCUCACGAUGUUUGCGCUCUCCUUUCUGAUGGUCAAUGUGGGCCAUGAGUUCGUGAUCGAGCGAAGCAAGCUGGGCAAUUAUGCCCAAGACUACUUGGUGGCCAUGUCUGCGGCUGGACUUCCUUGGAUCUUCGUGGCCCUCUGGCUGCACUUUGCGCUGCCGAACUCCGGCUUGGCUUGGGGCUCCGCGCUGCUUAUGGCGAGGUUUGCGGCGCCGACGAGCGCCGGGAUACUCUUCAACAUGCUCGAGGCCGCGGGCUUCAAAGAGACGUGGCUCUUUCGAAAGGCGCAGAUCUUGGCCAUCUUUGAUGACUUGGAUACUAUUUUGCUUAUGAUCCCGUUGAAAAUGUACUUAGUCGGCUUCAAGUGGGAGCUCUCGUUCGACGCAGUCUUCGUGACCUUGUGCCUCGGCCUUGCCUGGCAGAAGCUACACAAGAUUCGCUUGCAGAGUUCCUGGAGCUGGACCAUGCUAUAUGCAGGAGUGAUCACGGCUUGCUGUGAGGGCCUCUGCAAUUUCACCUCAGGCCGCAUUCACAUCGAGGUCUUGUUACCAGCUUUUGUGAUGGGUUGCAUGACCCGGAUUUGUGAGCCGAAAGAUGACUGGUGUGAACUGCUCGACGAGAAGAAGGAGGAAGCGGCAAAAAGCCUGGUGUCCACCUUCUUCAUGCUUCUGGUUGGCAUGUCCAUGCCAUCCCUCUUCACGGCUGCGGGGCAUCUCACCGCGGGGCAGAUGGUCUUCCAUGUGACGGUGGUGUCCCUGCUGAUGAUUUUGGGCAAGAUGAUGCUCCUGUUCUGCUACAGGAAGGAGGCGAACUUGCGAACCCGACUGGCACUUUCGCUGGGCAUGUGCCCGCGUGGUGAGGUGGGCGCUGGCGUCAUUGCGAUCUCCCUUGGCCUCGGCAUGCAGGGACCGGCUGUGGCCGUGGCGGUCCUGAGCCUUGCGGCGAACUUGGUCCUCUCGACGGGCUUUAUCAUGAUGAUCGACCGGCUGAUGAGGAGCGAGCUGCCCUCCGAAGCCACGGCGGCGCCGCCGGCAGCCGCAGCCUCGGCUAAAAAGCCGCAGCCGCGGAGAAGCAAAGCCUUUGCAGGCAGAGUGAGGCCUGCCCUGCCUCGCGCAUCCCUUCGAAGAGGCGCCUCCGUGCGGUUGGCACAGCUUCCGCCCACUUCCCUGGGCUCGGCGUUCGUGUCUUUCCAGGCUCCAGGUUCGCUUGGCCCCGUUGCUUCACGGCCGACGUCCUCAGCGAGCCAAGGGGGCCUCCUGGAGUUGGUGGGGGCCUCCCUGGCAGUGCUUUUCAUUUUGGCCGCCCGAGCCGCACGGCCACUGCGGCUUGUUCCCAGACGGCUAUACAGGAGCUUACGAAAGCUUACUCUUUUGUGGGAUCCGAUGGACAAGUUGUUUCAGGAGAGGAUCUACCGGCAAUGUUCUCACCAGUUUCCUGAGAACAGAGCCUCUCCUAUGAACGUCAUCCGUUUCAACUAUAGAGCUUGA